AUGCAUCUGAUGAAGGGACUAUUGAUUGUUAUGUGCCUGGCGGCCUUUGCCAGCGCCAAACCCCAGCAGAAAUUCUUGGGUCGCCAGAGUGAUGAGCCCGCUGCCCAGGGACGCCUGAGUGCCUCCCAGCUUACGGACAUCCUUAACAGCCUCAAGGGCAACACCGCCUCUACCACAUUAGCUCCCACCACGACCACGACCCUUCCCACAACAACAACCGCCACGACCAGUCCAACGGGUCCCACCACCACGACGGCAACUAGCACCACCACUCCUACCACAACCAGUCCUACCGCAGCUCCAGGUUCUCGCCAGGCCAACAAUGAGGUGGAGGACGAUGAUGAUGAUGAUGAUCAGGAUGUUGAGGAGCAACAUUUCCAGCUGGAGCAUGACGAUGACAUGGAUCAUGGGGAGCAGCAUCAGGUGGCCAGGUCCCAGGCCAGUCGUCGUCGCCAGUUGAGCGCCCGCCGUCAGCGUCAGAGGAUGCAGCAGCGUUAUCGUCGCCGCCAGCAGAACCAGCGCCGUCGCCGUCAGCAGCAGCAGCAGAAGCGUCGUCAGCAGCUGAAGCGCCGCCAGCAGCAGCGUCGUCGCCGUCAGCAGCAGCAGAAGCGCCGCCAGCGCCUGAACCGCCGCCAGAAUAUGCGUCUCGUCAACCGCUUCCGCCAGAGCACGCCCAACAGGAACCGCAUCAUCCGUGUCCAGGCUUAG
Molecule: messenger RNA, 708 nt
Organism: Drosophila serrata
Lineage: Eukaryota; Metazoa; Arthropoda; Insecta; Diptera; Drosophilidae
Source: RefSeq, a predicted model, not a curated record